UACACAUAUUCUCUCAUGGCUACUAUGCAACACGCAUCAGUUGCACUGGUAGUGGGAGUUACUGGCAUGGCGGGCCUCAGCAUUGCCCAAGCACUUAAAAGUCCAACAGCCGAGGGUGGCCCAUGGCUAGUUUACGGUGCAGCUCGACGGCCCAAGCCCACUUGGUUCCCAUCCUCAACGGUUGACCACUUCUUAACCUUUGACGCCGUCAACUCUGAUGACACAAACGCCACUCUCUCUCCUCUCUCAACCAAGAUCACCCAUGUUUUCUGGGUCGCCAUCCAAGUGGGCCUUGACGAGAAAGACAAUAUAAAUACUAACUCUGUCAUGUUAUCCAAUGUGCUUAAAGUUCUCACCGCUCAUAGGCCCAUUAAGCUCCGCCACAUCACCCUCCAGACGGGCACUUCCCAAUAUGUGGGCCCAUGUCAUUUUACGGGCCCUUCGGAUGCGGCCCAACACGAACCUCCGUUUCACGAGGAAAUGGGACGGCUACCUUACCCAAACUUUUAUCACGCGCUUGAGGACGUGGUGAAAUCGUACAGCUCAUACUUUUCGUAUACGAUCCAUCGCCCGUCAAUCAUCAUAGGCGCGUCGUGUAGGAGCGUGUACAACGCGCUGCUGACAUUAGCAGUUUACGCUGAAAUUUGUAAGCAUGAAAACACCCCGUUUCGGUAUCCUGGGACUAAGUACACGUGGAAGAAUUUCAGUGACAUGAGCGACACACGUGUGUUGGCGGAGCAACACGUGUGGGGGGCUGUUAAUGAGAAGGCAAGAAACGAGGCGUUUAAUUGUACAAAUGGCGACGUUUUUACUUGGAAGAGAAUGUGGGGGGUUUUGAGUGAGGAAUUUGGCGUUGAAUUCGAGCUGUUGGAUGAAGAGGGUGAGUUGUUUGAUCUUGUGGAGGAAAUGAAAGAUAAAGGGCAAAUGUGGGACAAGAUUGUGGAAGAGAAGGGUUUGGUUAAGACAAAGUUGGAGGAGAUUACUUGCUUUGCUGCAAUUCAAUAUGUGAUGAGGUUUGAUUUUCAGCUUGUGAGCAGUAUGAAUAUAAGUAAAGAGUUUGGGUUUUUUGGUUAUGUUGAUAGUUUUAAAAGUGUUAGGUUUUGGAUUGGAAAACUCCGGGAAAUGAAUAUAAUACCGUGA
This is a messenger RNA of Spinacia oleracea (spinach), 1140 nucleotides long. Its product is annotated as (S)-8-oxocitronellyl enol synthase CYC2. The coding region runs from base 16 to 1140 and encodes 374 amino acids. The record is from RefSeq and is a predicted model, not a curated record. The transcript has a single exon. NCBI's taxonomy places the organism in Eukaryota, Viridiplantae, Streptophyta, Magnoliopsida, Caryophyllales, Amaranthaceae.